UCCGGUGCGGCACCGAUGCAGCCAAACAUUCAGAUGCUGUACAACUUCGUCGAAGGCGUCCUGAGUGCUUGGGUGGACGACGAAGACGAGCACAACAAGUCCGGCCCGGAUUCGGAACCGGAACGGGGUGCCAUACUGAAGCCGAUGCACCGCUGCAAUCGGGCCCGGUUUCAAACGAUUCGACGCGUUGUGAAUGAAGCCGCCGAACUGAAGGGCUCCUCGAAGCUGGGCAAUUCCCGGUACCGCCAUCGGCACUGGCGCGGUACGGCUAAGGACUGCAACGAGCGGUUCCUGAGAAAGAUUUCCGACGAUGAUCGCAUGAGCUUGACGACAGCCGUGUCAGAUGAGGACGACGGGGAAAGUGUAAUGGCCUCACCGUACAAAGCGAAGGCAACUGGCACCGCCGCUGCGUCUUUCAACUGUACCGGAGCGGUUCGGAAAGCAGGAUUCCUCUCGGUUAAGAAAUGGCUCCUGCGCAAGAAGCACCAGAUCGAGCUGGCCCGCAAGCGCGGCUGGAAGGGCUACUGGGUCUGUCUGAAAGGUACCACCUUGUUGUUCUAUCCGUGCGAUUCGCGCGAAGGUCGCUCGGUCGAGGCUGCUCCGAAGCAUCUGAUCAUCGUGGACGGCGCGAUCAUGCAGCCAAUACCGGAACACCCGAAGCGGGACUACAUUUUCUGUCUCAGCACAGCGUUCGGCGAUGCGUACCUAUUUCAGGCGCCCUGUCAGGUCGAGCUGGAGAACUGGGUCAACAGUAUACAUAGUGCCUGUGCUGCAGCGUUUGCAAGACAUCGUGGUAAGACUGGUACACUACAUUUAUUACAAGAGGAGAUUUUCCGUUUAGAAAAAGCAAUAGAAUCGGACCAUAAACUCAAACACAUGGCCGAUCUACAACAAAGCGUGGUCACCGAUGCCGACACGCGUCACCAAAUCCAGCAGCAGAUUCUACAGUGGGAAGAAAAUCUCGAGCGAUUACACUGCGAACAGUUCCGACUGCGUUGCUACAUGGCUUCUCUACAGAACGGAGAACUUCCGAAUCCUAAGUCUCUCCUGACACACGUCUCACGCCCCACGAAAACCACACUGAACAAACUGGGCGUCUUUACGGUGUCCUCGUUCCACGCAUUCAUCUGUGCGCGGUCUCCCUCGCUGCUGAACAACCUGCUAGCGGGUCGUGGUGCUACCAAACGGCGUCCACCGAUUCUGUCCCGGUCGAACAGCGGCUCGAGCCGCCGCUCGAUGCAAAUGAGCAACCGCGAUGAGACGGAAAAGUCAUACAAGGUAGCCCUGCCGGAGAACAGCUUCGCCACUGUAUAUCUGCGCGACGGUAUGUCGGUAGAGGAGUUCCUCGCGAGCGCCUGUCAGCGCAAAAAUCUCAACCCGAUGGAGCACUUCGUGCGGGUCAAGAAGCGUCGCGAUAUGGAAGAUCACAACUACUUUGUUCCUCAUCGAAAUGAUCUGAUCGAAACAUAUCUACAUACUCAUGAAAUGGUUGAAGUUUGCGCUAAGAUUUUGUACCAAGUAGAAUUACAACGAACUACACUGGAGCAGAUGUGGGGUUUUUCGGUCGAGGCGGAACUGAUCGAAAACGCAGACCGACAGGAUGAACUCUGCUGCUACGUAAGCCGCGUCGAGGAUAAGAGCUUGGCUAUGCAAAAUGGAGUUAUUAAAGGCGACGAAAUUAUUGUGAUAAAUGGCGCGAUCGUUUCCGAUCUAGAUAUGAUGUACUUGGAGAGUGUUCUCCAGGAAGAACAGGCCUUAUGCAUGAUGAUGAGAUCAUCACGUACAGAACCACCGGAUCUAGUGGGAAUUCUACGCUCUACCGAUGAUAUCAUCGAAUCACUCGUAUGUCCUCCGCCACCUUCCGACCCGCCUGUAAUUAGCGAAGAAAUGAUUUCCGGGCUAAUCGUUCCUGCACCUGGAUGGCGUAAGUUUGGUAAGGAGGUCUACUCACCAGAGAUCGAAAGCUCUCCGGCUCCAUCGGCCAAUGACCCUCACAUGGACCGCUCGAAACAGUCAUCACGUACCAGUAGCUUCGAAAUAGAAAAUUUGCUCAAAUCGGCCGAACAGGUUACCGGCUUCUGCCGUUCGCCGCAGGAAACUCGCAAAUCCAGUCCGACCGGAUCGGUGGCUUCGAGCGUUUCAAAUGCCAUGCUAACCCCCUCGCGUCAGCUCACCGAUGCCGAGAAACUGCGCAAAGUGAUUCUCGAGCUGGUUGAUACGGAGAAGACCUAUGUUAAGCACUUAAACAAUUUGCUGGAGUACUAUUUGGAACCACUGAAGCGUGAAACAUUCCUAUCCAAUGCUGAAAUCACGGCUCUAUUCGGAAAUAUCCAGGAAAUAGUCACAUUCCAGCGGCAGUUCCUGAAUAACUUGGAGGAAGCUCUAGAUCUCGAACCAGAUUUCCAUCAGCUGGAACAUCCUAGUCAAUUUAAGAAUGUUCUCUUCGCUAUCGGCUCAGCCUUCCUGUACUAUGUAAACCACUUCAAGUUGUAUUCUUCCUUCUGUGCCAGCCAUAGCAAAGCUCAAAAGGUUCUCCAUCCGAAUGAAGGUAAUCAAGCACUCCAGGAAUUCCUUGCCGCCCGCAAUCCUAAGCAGCAGCACAGCAGUACCUUGGAAUCAUUCCUCAUCAAGCCGAUUCAGCGAAUCCUCAAGUAUCCACUGCUGCUCCAGCAGUUGCGCAAUCUGACCGAUCCGAACGCGGCCGAACAUCUGCACCUGGUCGAAGCGCUGAAGGGCAUGGAAAAAGUCGCCGAACACAUCAACGAAAUGCAACGAAUCCACGAAGAGUACGGUGCCAUCUUCGAUCACCUGUUCCGUCAGCAUCAGAAGUCCUGCAAGCAACCGAUAGAUCUCAGUCCUGGUGAUUUGCUGUAUUACGGAGGUGUCGAGUGGUUAAAUAUAUCCGACUUUUUGGGCAAAAUCAAGAAGGGCCUCGAACUCCAUGCUAUGUGCUUUGUUUUCAAAUCGGCGGUAGUGUUUCUAUGUAAAGAGCGACUGCGUCAGAAGAAAAAAUUAAUGGGGGUUUCGAGCAAAAAUGCCACAAACGAAGUGGAAAUCAUCCGCUAUCAGGUGCUGAUUCCGGUGACCGAGGUACAGGUACGCGCCUCUUCCGCCAAAGACAUGGACUCACACUUCCUCUGGGAGCUGAUCCAUCUCAGAUCGCAAUUACAACGAAGAUCGGAAAAAGUUUACGUGCUGUCGAAUAGCACUGGCGAUUUCCGCAAUGCAUUCCUGAAAACCAUUCGACAAAUCAUUCGUGAAAGCGUACGAAAUAUGUCGAUUCCCUCGUUAAAAAGCAUGGGCGGUAGCAUGAGCUCGAUGACCGGUAUCGGAAGCUCAUCUGGAAACUCGCAAACUUUGGAGCGUCCCAAACAGCAGCCCCAAAUAAUGCAAGGUUCACAGACACUCGGCAAACCCAAAAAGUCCAAAAUGAACCAACGCCAUUCCUCAGGAAACAUCGACUAUGACAACACAACAUCCGGCAGUCAAGAAGCUGACGAUCCUCCCGUGCCACAGUACAGCGGACAGUUCCGCAUGCGCAGCAAAACUGUCGGUGACGUAGGAGAGCAAGUUGCUGCCUGCAGAAGAAAUCUCAGUGAACGUGAACCUAUAGAUAAAGCCGACCCUGGGACAAAGUCAGAAGGUGAGGAUGACUCACAGCAUGGCACAGUUAAACCAAAAUCCACCCUGGGUAAGACACCGAAUCAUCUGACUUUGAGUACCACGUCAACGCUGUCUGUCGGAAGCAACGGCAGCCAGGCACGCCUAAUACAGUCAUCGCAUCCACCAGCUACGUACCACCCGGUGCUGAUGAAAGAUCUAGGAUCCCCGGUGUGGAAGCCUAGAGACAUGAUUAGUUUAGGUGAUGCCCAGUCUUCUUCGACCGCACGUAAAGAUGAUUCUAGCAAGUAAACCAAU
This is a messenger RNA of Sabethes cyaneus, 3918 nucleotides long. RefSeq names its product protein still life, isoforms C/SIF type 2 (gene sif). Lineage: Eukaryota; Metazoa; Arthropoda; Insecta; Diptera; Culicidae. Gene Ontology annotation, biological process: positive regulation of axonogenesis; small GTPase-mediated signal transduction; activation of GTPase activity. The record is from RefSeq and is a predicted model, not a curated record. Gene Ontology annotation, cellular component: membrane; synapse. Gene Ontology annotation, molecular function: guanyl-nucleotide exchange factor activity; protein binding. The transcript has 19 exons. The coding region runs from base 16 to 3912 and encodes 1298 amino acids.